CCGGGCCCGCAGAGGCUGGGUUCCACCAGAUUCGGGGCAGGAGGUGGGCCCGAGAGGAGGUCACCCGAGCCUUCCGGGCAGGGACCCGGUCUUCCGGCAGUUCAGUUGAGCAGGUAGGAAGUGGGUUGAGGAGUGGACCGUGGGUCACCCGGACGUCGUUCCCCGGGCCUUCUCUGUGACUCUGCGUGAGACGGUGGUUGAUACCUUCGGUCCGUGAGCCUGUCACCCGAUGUGCCUUUUCACAUGGUAUCUGUGUGACUGUGGGUGCGAGUGAGCCGAUGGUUGGUGCCACAGAGUGUGAGACUGUGAGUCGGGGUGGGAGGGACUCUCUGUCCCCCACUGUUCCUGUAUCCUCGGCCUCUGUGACUGGAGUGUGUGAGUGAGACCAUCGGUUUUGAUACUCUAGUAUUUGAGGCUUGGGGCUUUGGGAGAGGGUGACAGUGUGAGACUGCCCGUAUCCAUGGCCGCUGACUGAUUUGUGUAAGAUGGUGGUUGGCGCUGUAGUUUUUAAGAAUCUGUGAGUGAGUGUGUGUGUGAGUGUGAGUGUGUGUGUGGCGGGGGAGGGGGUCGGAGAACUGAGACUGCCACCAGUAUCUAAGCUAGCCAAGUGAUGCCAGUGUGCCGCCAAGUGAUGCCAGUGUGCCACCAAGUUUCAGAACCAUUGAUCUACUGGAGAGAUGAAAGUAGAGUCAGAAAGACCUUUACCUGAUUUUGGUGCUGUUAUUUAUUAGCUGUGUUUCUUUAUGCAAACGAUUGCAUUAAUCGGAGUCUUUUGUUUGUAAAAUCUAGAAAAUCUGUUGUUAAAAUAAUAAAUCUACAAGUGAUGUAGGGACCCGUCUCCAUUAUGCUUUCUCUCCAUUGGAGGGAAGGGUGCAACAGAAGGAAAGAGAAGCCAAAAAAUUCUAGGCUGGUGAUUCUGAAUGCUGCAAGGAAAGCCUAGUUUCUCACCUUCUCUUCCCCAUCUCACUCAUCUAAGGACACUGCCAUUUCCCUAUAAAAGGGCCAAGGGGAGGAAAGAAUGGCUGUUGGACUUAUUAAAGCUAUGUACCAGGAGUUGGUGACCUUCAGGGAUGUGGCUGUAGACUUCUCCCGAGAGGAGUGGGAUUGCCUAAAUUCUUCUCAAAGGCAUCUGUACAGUAAUGUGAUGUUGGAGAACUACAGGAUCUUGGUAUCACUGGGACUUUGCUUUUCUAAACCAAGUGUGAUAUUAUUGUUGGAACAAGGGAAGGAGCCCUGGAUGGUGAAGAGAGAGCUGACAAAAGGCUUGUGCUCAGACUGGGACUCUAUGUGUGAAACUAAACAAUUAAACCCAAAGCGGGACAUUUAUGAAGCACAGUCAUCUCAGAAGGUAAUAAAAAAACUUACAAGCAGUGGCCUUGAGUACUCCAGUUUGAGAGAAGAAUGGAAAUGUGAAGGCCAUUUUGAGAGGCAAACAGUGAAUCAGAAGGCAUGCUUCAAGGAAGAGACAAUCACUCAUGAAGAAGCCUCUGCUGAUGAAAGGGGACAAGAAUAUAGCAAAACUUGGGGAAGUUUCCAUCCAAGCACACUACUUCAUACACCACAGAUAAUCCCCAAAGAGGAGAAAGUAGUUACACAUAAUACACAUAAAAGCUUUAAAAAAAAGUUAAUGGGCAUUAAGCCCAAGACUAUCUAUACAGAGAAGAAACUUUUGAAAUGUAAUGACUGUGAAAAAGUUUUCAGCCAGAGCUCAUCCCUUACUCUUCAUCAAAGAAUACAUACUGGAGAGAAACCCUAUAAAUGUGUAGAAUGUGGGAAAGCCUUCAGCCAGAGAUCAAAUCUUGUUCAACAUCAGAGGAUUCAUACUGGAGAGAAGCCCUAUGAAUGUAAGGAAUGUAGGAAGGCCUUCAGUCAGAAUGCACACCUAGUUCAACAUCUAAGAGUUCAUACUGGAGAAAAACCUUACGAAUGCAAGGUGUGUAGGAAAGCCUUCAGCCAGUUUGCUUACCUUGCUCAACAUCAGAGAGUUCAUACUGGAGAGAAACCCUAUGAAUGUAUUGAAUGUGGGAAGGCUUUUAGCAAUAGAUCAUCUAUUGCUCAACACCAGAGAGUUCAUACUGGUGAGAAACCUUAUGAAUGUAAUGUCUGUGGGAAAGCAUUUAGCCUUCGUGCAUACCUUACUGUACAUCAGAGAAUACAUACUGGAGAGAGACCCUAUGAAUGCAAGGAAUGUGGGAAAGCUUUCAGCCAGAAUUCACACCUUGCUCAACAUCAGAGAAUUCAUACUGGAGAAAAACCUUAUAAAUGCCAGGAAUGUAGGAAAGCGUUCAGCCAGAUUGCCUACCUUGCUCAACAUCAGAGAGUUCAUACUGGAGAGAAACCCUAUGAAUGUAUUAAAUGUGGGAAGGCUUUUAGCAAUGAUUCAUCCCUUACUCAGCAUCAGAGAGUUCAUACUGGAGAAAAGCCUUAUGAAUGUAAUGUUUGUGGAAAGGCUUUUAGUUACUGUGGGUCCCUUGCCCAACACCAGAGAAUUCAUACUGGAGAGAGACCCUAUGAAUGUAAGGAAUGCAAGAAAACCUUCAGGCAACAUGCACACCUUGCUCAUCAUCAGAGAAUCCAUCUUGGGGAGUCACUCUCACCACCCAAUCCAGUCAGUCACCAAGUCCUAUAGACUCUCAUUAGUACUUCUGGAAUUUAUACUCAUUUUCUCCAUCUCUAAUGUUGCCUUCCUAGUCUUAAGUUUUGUCUUACCGGAUCACUGCUAUAGCUUUCUAACAGGUUUCUAACAGCUUCCUGAUCCAACCUCUGGUCCCGUUAAAUUCAUUUCCCACCAUGCAUCCAAACUGAUCUUUUUGAAGUGUAAGAAUACACAUAUCACUGCCUCCAGUUAGAAGUUUUUUUUGGCUUGCUGUUGUUCUUAAGCUAACGUUCAGUCUUUUAAACUGUCUAUGAGGAACUUCUUUGAUUCUUGUUUUGUUUGUUUCUUUUUUGAGCACAGGUGGACACCAUAAUUGGCAAUGUCUGAUUCUUAUAUACCUUUCCGCCUUAUUUUAUUCCAGUCUCCCUCUCUGGGCACUAGGCACUUCCCAAGACUAAGAGCUUAGAUUCUGGGAAAUCAUAGCUCUACUACUACUGUGGCUUUGUGUGACUGAGUAAUUUGCUUGACUUAUCUAAACCUCAGGGUUUUCUUUAAUUCUUAAAAUAGGGAUAAUAAAGGAUAUUGUAAAAAUGUGAGUAUUAAAUGAAGUAGUCUCUAUUGUAGAUUGGUGCAUAUUAAGUAAGAAAUUUGCAUGUAAAGUACUUAACGUAGUGCAUCAAAUAUUGCAAAUAUUCAAUUAAAUAAUAAUAGCUAACAUGUAUUGAGUGCUUACUAGGCACUAGGCACUGUUCUCCAUACUCAACAUAUAUUAACUCAUUUACUCCUUACAGCUAAAAUAUGAUUCCUUAGUGGACAAAGCAGAACAUCCAUGCAAAGCAGCAGGUCAGAAUUGGGGAAACCUAAAAAUUUUGGACUAUAAGUGGGAGUGUUUGGACUCUAAGUGAGUGUUGAUACAGACACAAAUAGUAGAACUCUAACACUUACAACCAGUUUUAGGAUGUUUCUAAAGAGAAUGAGUUGGAUAAACCAAUUAAAGAAAAUUAAGAUUCACUGAGACGAAUACAGAACUUACAUUUAGAUCAAGACAAGAACAGAGAGGACUGCUAUUUACUCCCAAAAGCCAAUAAACAUAGAAAUUUGUACUGUACCAUAAGAAAGCAUCAGCCCCAGGUAAUUAUGUGGGUGAAUCUAGGUAAUUUCAAAAGCAUUUAAACUGUUACAUACCAUAGAAAAAGAACAAAGUUUGUAAAAAUUUUUAUCAAGUGGCUGUAAAAUGAAACUAAAAGGAGAUUGAGGGAAGAAAACUACAAACUACUCAAUAUUCACUGAAUGUGUAGAUAUAUUGAGUAGCUCCAAUUUGCCAGAUACUGUUUUAGGUGUGAGGAGACAACAUGAUCAAUACAAAGACCGUGUCCUCAUGGAGUUAAAUUCCGGAGGCUGAGAAAGUUAAUGCUUAAAUAUAAAACAAUUGAUUUUGUAGACCCAGAAAACUAAAGAAUAACAAAAUAAACUGAAGCAUAUUAAACAGCCUAGGCUGAAGAGACUCAAUAAUGUUAUCAGUUAACUCCUAAUUCACAGAUUCUUUGCAGUUCCAACCAGAAUUCCCCAAUGGGCAUUUUUGCCCCUUAAUUUCACAAUUUUGUUUUCAAAUUCAUCUAUGAAGUAUGAAUUCUCAAGAACAGCAAGAAAAUUAUUGAAUCUGAUCUAUUUAUAGAAAUUCCGCAUAUGAUAAAAAUGGUUUAUACCAGUAGAGAAAGUACAGUAUAAUUGACAAUAUACAUCACAGUAAUAAGGGAAACACAAGUAAAACCACAGUAACUAUUUCAAAAUCAUCACAUUGACAAAAGCAUCACAGUACCAAUUACCAGAAAGAUGUGAAGCAAUGGGAAUAGCAUACAGUGCAUUUGGAAAUAGUUUUUUAAAAAGGAUAAUUUGUCAAUGUCUAGUAAAGUUGAAGAUGUGGAUACUCUGACUCAGCAAUUUUGCACUUGAACCUCUACAGAGUCUCUCCUGUUCAGGGAGAUGUACAUGAAGACCCACUUCAGUGUUGUUUGUGAGAAUGAAAGCAAUCAGAAUUACCAUUAGGGUUUAAAAAUGUUAGAACUCAAAAUGAGCAAACUAGAGAUAUGGAUACAUCUCAGAAACUAUAGAAACUGAACUAGAGGGUAAUUUGUAUGAUAUGGUUCCACUUACUUAUAUAAAGUUUGAAAACAUGCAAAUCAACGCUGUAUUUUCCAUGGCUAAAUGCCAUAUGGAAAUAGUGUAAUAACAUUCAUGGAAAUGAUCAUCAAAUUGUGAUGACCUCUGGAGAGGGAGAAAAAUGAGACUGAGGUAAGGAUGCAAAGGGAGAUAUCUUUUCAUCACUUAUAUGCCUAAAAAAUUAAUAUGGGUAAUUCUUCUAAAUUGAUAAAGCUGGUUGUGGGUUUUUAUUCUUUGUAUCUUUCUGUAUAUUUAAACUAUUUCAUAAUUAAAACAACAUUUAAGUAAUGUC
Camelus dromedarius (Arabian camel) is the source of this 5048-nucleotide messenger RNA. It is a transcript of the gene ZNF570, whose product is annotated as zinc finger protein 570. The transcript is spliced from 4 exons. Gene Ontology annotation, biological process: regulation of transcription by RNA polymerase II. The record is from RefSeq and is a predicted model, not a curated record. Gene Ontology annotation, molecular function: RNA polymerase II cis-regulatory region sequence-specific DNA binding; DNA-binding transcription factor activity. Bases 1019 to 2629 code for a protein of 536 amino acids. NCBI's taxonomy places the organism in Eukaryota, Metazoa, Chordata, Mammalia, Artiodactyla, Camelidae.